Messenger RNA from Guillardia theta CCMP2712, 1421 nucleotides. RefSeq lists its product as hypothetical. Lineage: Eukaryota; Cryptophyceae; Pyrenomonadales; Geminigeraceae. Gene Ontology annotation, molecular function: 3'-5'-RNA exonuclease activity. Bases 1 to 1389 code for a protein of 462 amino acids. The record is from RefSeq and is a predicted model, not a curated record. The transcript is spliced from 7 exons.
AUGCAGCACAACCCUUGGUUGCGCCAUCCCAAAGAGCAGAAUGACAACAGGCCGAACAAUCAGCCGCGGACGAACCGGCUGGCUGGUCGCAGAUGGCUCAGAUCUCCUGCUUGUCAUUCUCAAGACAUCACUUCGAGCGAUUUCAAGUUCAGGAUCGCGUCUUACAAUGUGCUGGCCCAGUGCUAUGCUAAGAACAAACACUUCACUCGAAGCAAGGCUGAGCAUUUGCGAUGGGACGUGCGGAGGAGGGCUCUAGUGGAGGUGAUCCACGAGCUGGAUGCCGACAUCGUCUGCUUGCAGGAGGUUGACAAUUAUGAGAAGUUCUGGCUGAAAGAGAUGAGGAAGUUGGGUUACACUGGCUGCUACAAACAACGCAACAGUCCAGCGAAGUUUGAUGGAUGUGCGACUUUCUUCAGAUCUACGGCCUUUGAGUGCAUGUCAGUCAGCUCGAUUGAGUUUGAUAGCGAGCCGGAUGCCGGGGGGGGACAGCAGGUGGAAGGACACCCAGACUUUGCAACGCACAAUGUUGCACUGCUCACUAUGCUACGGCCACGUAGGUCUAGUAAUGUAAAUAAGUGUUGUAUGUGUCUUGCAAACGCGCACCUGUUCUGGGACCCAACGUAUGAAGAGUUGAAGAUAGCGCAGGCACGGGCCCUUGUAAAAGCUGCCGAGGAGCUAUCUACAUCUUCGGAGAGCAAAUCUUCGAUUGGCUGGAUCCCCAUCAUCCUUGCUGGGGACUUCAAUUCUACUCCUGAAUCGGAAGUGUACAGGUACCUCACCCGGGAAGCCGGCUUCUCGUCGUCAUAUGUUGCCUGUGGUCUGGAAUGGAAGCAGAUGGAGACUAUUUCGCUUUCAAACACGCAAUUCAGCCAGUCACAAUUUGAAUUCAAGACGCCAGAGAAGAAAAAUCCGAAAGGAGAAGUCCAAUUACAAUCGGCAGAGUCCUCGUCCCCUGAGCUUGCGGCCAAGAGCGGUGAGUGCAACGCUGGUAUUGCCAACGGAGGCCUUCUCUUCGCCAAACCUUUGGAUCCUAACUCGCCAGUGUUCAAACCAAGCUCUCCUAGCAUGUACAAAGCGGACUCACGGCAAAGGAGCAACGGAGACUCUGCGGGGGGAAAGGAGGCAAGGCCAGCAGGAACAGCCCCUGGGAUCGAGCCUGCUUUCACCAAUUACAGAGACAUGUUUCACGGAACGAUCGAUUACAUCUUGUUCCGCGCUAUUCCCACCCCCAAGAGACCGCCGUCUCACUCAGGCAACAUCCAGGCUGUGAGCUGUUUGUCCAUGAUCAGCGAGUUAGAGGCACAGAACCAGGGUGGGGGGCUUCCGAACCUCAAGCAUCCGUCGGAUCACCUACCGAUCGCUGUAGAGUUGAUGAUACAAUUCCCUUAGCUAGUCGAGUAACGCAGCGUUUACUAGAGCUC